This is a messenger RNA of Lithohypha guttulata, 1230 nucleotides long. It is a transcript of the gene END3, whose product is annotated as endocytosis defective-related protein. The transcript has a single exon. Lineage: Eukaryota; Fungi; Ascomycota; Eurotiomycetes; Chaetothyriales; Trichomeriaceae. Gene Ontology annotation, molecular function: calcium ion binding; protein binding. Gene Ontology annotation, biological process: endocytosis; endosomal transport; actin filament organization. Gene Ontology annotation, cellular component: plasma membrane; cytoplasm. Bases 1 to 1230 code for a protein of 409 amino acids. The record is from RefSeq and is a predicted model, not a curated record.
AUGGCUAAGAGGAUAGAAAAGUGGGAGAUAGAUAGAUACUGGGAAAUCUUCUCCUCCCUCGUACCGCAACCAGCAACACAAUCCUCACGCCUCUCAAGCGUAGCAGCAGCAUCUGUACUUCGAAACUCACAGCUCCGAGACGAUCAGCUCGAAAGAGUAUGGGACUUAUCAGACGUGGACGGCGACGGAGAGCUGGACUUUGAGGAGUUUUGCGUCGCAAUGCGCUUGAUUUUCGACUUAGUGAAUGGCGAAUACCAGGACGUACCUCCGCAGCUUCCGGAAUGGUUAGUUCCAGAGAGCAAAGCUCAUCUCGUUGCAGCAAAUCGCGCGGUGAGAACUGGCGCAGACAGAUUUGAGAGGAUAGAAGAUGACGAGGAGGACGCAGGACUCAAAGAUGGAUUCGACUGGUAUAUGAAGCCUGGGGACAAGAGGAAAUACGAGGAGAUAUACUCUGCCAAUAAGGAUAGACGGGGCGAGAUCAGCUUCGAGAGCUUGCACAAUCUAUACUCGAGUCUCGAUGUGCCAGAUACAGAUAUUCGGUCGGCAUGGAACUUGAUCAACACGAGCGGACGAAGUACGAUAGGGAAGGACGCUUCCCUAGCUUUCUUACACAUUCUCAACUACAGACAUGAAGGCUACAGGAUACCUCGAACUGUGCCUGCCAGUCUGCGGUCCAGCUUUGAACAAAACCAGAUCGACUACCAACUGGACAGCAUGCGGAACAAGCCGAGCAAAUACGAUGAAGAUACUACUUCAGGUCGAAAAGCCAAGUUCGGCGAUGCCUAUCUAUCUAGAAUUGGUGGACGAGGCGGAAAUGCAUACGAGCCUAAGGGAACAGACUUCAGCACAGUCACUGAAGACGAAGAGCUGGAGAAGGUACGUCUGCUCCGUGAGCUGCACGACCUUGAACAGCAACACGAAUCUGCGACCGCUGCAGCAGACCGACGACGGAAGCAGAAGCAGGAGAACAAUGGUCCAAGACAAACCGGCAAAACAAACUGGACACUGGUCAAGAGAGAAGCUCAACAACUGCUCGAAUAUAAGCAGAGACAGUAUGUUGACUUGAACAAAGAGGGCGGAAACCAGGCCGGGAAUGACCUUAAUCGAUUGCGCGACGAUCUAAAUCUUGUACGAGACCAAAUAGAAGGAUUGGAGGCACAUCUCAGGAAACGGCAGGCCGACCUGGACAACAUUCGCCAGGAAGUCGAGCACGAGAAGACGAGUCGGUAG